Molecule: messenger RNA, 2840 nt
Organism: Anopheles cruzii
Lineage: Eukaryota; Metazoa; Arthropoda; Insecta; Diptera; Culicidae
Product: cell division cycle and apoptosis regulator protein 1-like
Exons: 6
Coding region: 21-2255 (744 amino acids)
Biological process (GO): regulation of DNA-templated transcription
Cellular component (GO): nucleus
Source: RefSeq, a predicted model, not a curated record
CCUCAUUAGCAUCUUCGAUAAUGGAAGUCUCGGAACUUGGAAAAACACUGAGCGCAGAAACGGAGACGACUGAUCUUAUGGAAUAUAAAAAGAUGAAGGUUGCUGAACUAAAGGCCGAGUUGGCUGUUCGUAAUCUGCCCACCGACGGGAUUAAAGCUGUGCUCCUGUCCCGCCUGUCCGCGGUAAUCAUUAAGGAGCAGCAGCAGAAGCAGCUACAGCAACAGCAGCAGCAGCAGCAGCAGCAGCAGCAGCAGCAGGAACAACAGGAGCAGGAACAGCAGAAGGAACAGCAGCAGGAACAGCAGCAGGAGCAGCAGCAGCAGGAACAACAGCAGCAGGAGCAGCAGCCGGAACAGCAGCAGCAAGAACAGCAGCAGAAGCAGCAGGACCAACAUGCAAUGGAAACUGAUAAUUUGGAAGAUGAUGUUGAACAUCCUAUGACCCUGCCUGAUGAAGAGAUUCUCGUCACAGCCGAGGAGGCAGCGGCGGUAAUCAAAGAACUAGAAGCAUCGCCAGAAAUUAAGCAACCCUCGUGCGAACCAGCAAUUACCACUGAAAACGCAAUUAGUCAAGCCGUUGACAAUGACGUAUCAAUGGAAGUUGAUGCUGACGAUGCCGCGUCAAUAAUGGCAAGUACUAAAGUAAAAUCGGAAAGCAAACCUACGAUUCAAAAGGUUAAGCUUAGUGAGAAAGAGCGCCAGCUGUUGGACAAACGGUACGUAUUGCCGGAGAAACCACACAUUAUUGUACAUCCGUCGCGUGUUGCUAAGUCGGGAAAGUUUGACUGCUCAGUUAUUUCCCUAUCGGUGUUGCUUGACUAUCGUCCGGAAGAUACGAAGGAGUACUCCUUCGAAGUAUCACUGUUCGCCGAGCUAUUUAAUGACAUGCUGGCUCGCGAUUUUGGCUUCAAAAUCUACAAAGAGUUGUGUUUGCUGCCUGCUGUGAAAAAAGAAGGCGAUAAGAAGGACGCCACUGCUGAUGUGAUUUCAAAAAGUGUUCCCGAAAGUGGCAAAUCAAACGGAGACGAUCAAAAAACAACAUCUGGAGAUAAGGGUGACGAUGGUAAGCGGGUUGGUGAUACGGAAGAGCGUGAUACACGUAAGCGUUCAACGCGCCAUCCUGCUGAAAGUGACGAGGAUCGUCUUGCAAAAGAGAAAGGUGUCAAACCGCACAUCAACACGGAUCUUCAGCUCUCGUUUCUCUAUUUUGACGUUACGCAUUGCGGUUACAUUUUUGAAAAGGAUUUAGAGGACAUCAUCUACACACUUGGCCUCAAUCUCUCCCGCUCGCAAAUACGCAAAAUAGUGGCCAAAGCGACCGUUCGCGAUACAUUGCACUACCGUAAAUUGACGGAACGCCUGCCAACCGAUCCAACGGUAGAGACGCUGGAAGAGACAGAAUCCGAACAAAAAAAGCUGCAAGAUAAUGAAGGCACUGGUAGUGAUGUCGCGCAUGUAGGCAUUGAAGAUGGUGCUGGAAAAGCAGUAUCGGACAAGAUCGUGACCGAAAUUACUCGUGGUAAUACGGACUACAAAAUGCAACUUAAACAAAGUCUGGAUCGUAUAGUAAAUGAGCCGGAGAGAGAGAAACAACAUAAUUCCGGCAGUAAUUCAAAGGAAUUAGAUACAGGAAAGAGCGAAGAAGCAUCUUCAAUGCAAAACGGCUUUGUCGAAUACAACGGUUCCAUCAUUGAUGUAGCGAAGCUGUUGGAACAACUGAAGCGCGCUGAGGCAGCACGGGAUACUACAGAGAAAUUGUUCCAGAUUUCGGAGAUUCAGAACGCCGAGUUGACGUCUAGCAACAACCAUGCCAACAGCAAAGUAAGAGAAUUGGUCGCCGAAACGAAAAACUUGACAAGAAAGUUGAUGGAUAUUGAGCAAACUGUGCGCGACAUUUCGAAAAAGAAUACCGAAUACUAUGCAAUUUUGAACACUGUUUACGACCGUGUGGGUGCCGUUGUACACAAACGUGAUCGUAAACGAUCCACUUCGACCGUAUCAUCCAAGCGAGAAAGCUCCAAGGAAAAAUCAUCAUCUACAGUGUCAUCCCGCUACAAGGAGAAAGAAUCUUUGCCAGAAAUAAAGAAGGAGGGAGAGAAAGAUAAAGAGAAAAAUAAGGUCAAAGAGGCGAGCGGCGGAAUAGUUGACGAGCCCCGCAAGGAGACUACCGAAGACACGAAAUUGGACACAACUGACCCGACCGUACCGCAGUCAUCUGGCAAUACAAGCACCGUAGCAAAUAAGAAACAAGAAUGAGCUAUCUUCGAGCUACGGCGCAAUGAUAGGUUUUAGUUAAUUCUGCGCAAAACAUUCAAUUUUAUAGAUAGGUUUAAGUUAAGAGCACAAUUGCGCCGCGCUUUGUUUUUCAUUUUAUUCACAUUCACAAACUAAUCCUGUAUUUUGGCAAAGGCAGUUAACGUUUCUUGUGUUGUAGAAGCGCAUUGCGACCAACAGCAGGUUCCGAUUAAUAAUUACUGAUUUAAAUUACUGUACUGUUAGUGUACUCGAAUAGAGGAGCGGUUCCCAACCACUAGCUUCUAUGGAGCAGAGCAGAUACGCACGGAGAGCGGAUCGGAACGGAGCAGAUGCGCACGGAACUUUCUAACAGCAUUCACCAUUUAAUUAAUCUCAGUAUUUGCAACAUCGCGCAUAACAAGGCAUGCUUACUGCUAGCCUUAGGAGAUAUUUUUUUCAUUUUGAUUUAACGUUUACUUGCAUGAUUUUUUAAGCUACGUGAAUGUACUGCUACGACUGUUCUGCGAACCUAUUGUACAAUAAACAAAAUACCUUUUUUAAUUUUUCUAAUUGUAAAUACCAAAAUCGAAAGCAAAAUAAAAUAAA